This is a messenger RNA of Ipomoea nil (Japanese morning glory), 816 nucleotides long. RefSeq lists its product as uncharacterized. The coding region runs from base 1 to 816 and encodes 271 amino acids. The transcript has a single exon. Lineage: Eukaryota; Viridiplantae; Streptophyta; Magnoliopsida; Solanales; Convolvulaceae. The record is from RefSeq and is a predicted model, not a curated record.
AUGUAUGCGAUUCAGUUAUUUCUAUGCCUCAAAAUUCUAAUCCAAACCUUUACCUUUACAGCAUCUCAAUCCGUUACUCAUACUAAUUUGAACAUAGAAGUUCCCGAACUUAGGGGUGACAACUACAAAAUUUGGAAAGAAAGGGUUCUUCUCAGUUUAGGGUGGAAGGGCUUGGACUUUGCUAUCCAUAACGAGAAACCACCGGUCCCCGCUGAAGAUAGUACCCAAGAUGACAUUGCACUAUAUGAGCGAUGUAAUAAGUCCAAUCGGCUCAGUACAAUGUACAUCAAGGCGAAAAUAUCUGAUGGGAUUCAGGGUUCCGUUAGUGAAAAGCAUAAGGAUGUCCAAGCAUUGCUCAAGUCUAUUGACGACCAGUUCGUUACUUCAGAAAAGGCUUUAGCUAGCACCCUCAUCAUGAGAUUCUCCUCUCUCCGUCUCACUUCCGUCAAAGGUGUGCGUGAGCACAUCAUGGAAUUGCGGGACAUUGUGGCUCAACUUAAGACUCUUGGGGUAGAUAUGUCGGAUGAUUUUGUUGUGUACUAUGCUUUGUACAUCCUACCAUCACCGUAUGGACCUUUUAAAAUUUAUUAUAACACACAUAAGGAAAAAUGGUCCAUAAAUAAUUUAAUGACCAUGUGUGUUCAAGAAGAAGGAAGGUUGGUAAUGGAAAUGGGAGAAAGUGCCAUGCUGGCUACGACACACGAGAAGUCUAAAUCUGGCAAAUCUCGAGGUUCCACUUCUAAGGCUAAAGGGAAAGGAAAACUUUCACAAAGAAGGUGCAUAAGUGUUUCUUCUGUAAAAAGAAGGGGCACAUGA